Molecule: messenger RNA, 756 nt
Organism: Trachymyrmex cornetzi
Lineage: Eukaryota; Metazoa; Arthropoda; Insecta; Hymenoptera; Formicidae
Exons: 2
Coding region: 1-756 (251 amino acids)
Source: RefSeq, a predicted model, not a curated record
AUGGAAAAGACUGCUAUGGCUCUCAGUGGGCUUUUUUUACCCAAUCUAGGCGGGCCCAACGGUAAGGUACGGCGACUGUAUAACUACGUCGUGAGCUCGGUGACCCUAUACGGAACGCCGGUCUGGGCCCCGGAGGUGCGUAGCAACCGAAGGGUACAGAGCGUACUACGUGCCGCCCAAAGGAGAAUGUCAGGUCGCGUUAUUAGGGCGUACCGAACGACGGCCCACUCCGUCAACGUGGCCCUUGCUGAAAUGCCGCCACUUAAAUUAGCAGCACAGGUGCACCUGGAGGUGUACGAGAGAGUAGCGGAAUUGAAGGAGGAAGGAAAUGACCCAGUGUCGGUUCAAACAAUAGAGUCCAUCAAAAGCGUGGCGAGGAGGAGAUUGAUGAAGAAAUGGGAGGAGUGGCUGCCUCGGACAAAUCGUGGUGGGAGCGGAAUCCUCGACACGAUGAGGCCCCAUCUGGAGAAGUGGAUGGACACGCGGGCAGGAUUGACCUUCCAUGCGACGCAGGUGCUCACCGGCCAUGGCUGUUUUGGCUGGUAUCUGCGCCGCAUCGGCAAGGAUAGCGAAAGGUGCUGGCACUGUGCCGCACUCUGCGACACAGCUGGCCAUACGCUUCGGGAUUGCCUCGCGUGGGCGGAGGAGAGGGGUCGGCUGAUCAGUAUUAUCAGGAUAGAUGACGUAGGAAGAUGGUGGCACUCCUACGUCAAAGUUAUAGAGGACGAGUUGCGCAGCGUGGCGCGACUAGCGUGA